Molecule: messenger RNA, 1305 nt
Organism: Lasiodiplodia theobromae
Lineage: Eukaryota; Fungi; Ascomycota; Dothideomycetes; Botryosphaeriales; Botryosphaeriaceae
Product: Lysine acetyltransferase protein
Exons: 1
Coding region: 1-1305 (434 amino acids)
Source: RefSeq, a predicted model, not a curated record
AUGGACCACCCAACCAACCACAACCCCCUCCCCCCCUCCACCUCCCCCCACCUGCACCUCGCCCACCCCACCCCAGAAGAACUCGUCCACAUCUCCACCAACACUUUCUCCUCCUGGCACGACACGCUCCCCCUCCCAGACUACCUCGCCGAAUCCCUCUACCUGUCCACCGUGCCCCUCGCAAAAGACAACGGCCUAACCACCUGGAUCCUCGUCGACUCGCGCCUGCCGCCCAACGCGCGACCAAUCCUCUCCUCAUGCGAGAGCUACCGCAAGCGCUGCUUGACCAGCGACGCGGGCGCCGGCGGCAGCACCGUCUCCGACGCCCUCGUCCACGGCGUCGCCAGCGUCUUCUGCGCGCCGCCGUACCGCCGCCGCGGCUACGCGGCGCGCCUGAUGAAAGAGCUGGCGCGGGUGCUGCGUGACUGGCAGACGACGGCGGAGGAGGACGGCAAGCGCGUCGCCGUCGUCGGCAGCAUCCUGUACUCAGACAUCGGCAAGACGUUCUACGCGAACCUGGGCUGGGCGCCGCACCCGCGCAACACGCACGUCGCCUUCGCGCCGCAGCAGCAGCAGAAGGGGAUCCCUCAACCGUCGUCGUCGCCGCCGCAAGCCAAGGCGAUCGCGGAAGGGGACCUCGCAGCCUUCUGCGAGGAGGACGAGGCCAUGGUCCGGAAAGCCAUGGCGAGGCCGCUGGCGCCGGCGCCGGACGGCGUGGAGAAGGAGAAGAAGAAGAUGCAGCAGCGCGCGUCGAUCGUGCCCGACUGCGACCACAUGCUCUGGCACCUCGCCAAGGAGGCCUUCGCCACGGAAAGGCUGUUCGGGAAGGUUCCGCGAGCGAAAGGCGCGAUAGCUGGCGCGCAGGGGAGGCGGGUGUGGGCGAUCUGGACGCACCGCUACUAUUCGCAUCCGGACGCGGUGGCGACGUCGCCCGAAAGCAAUGACGAGAACGUUCUUUACAUCCUCCGGCUUGUCGUCGAAGGGGAUGAAAGCGCGGACGGAAUAGUUUGGGACGACCAGAAGGAGAAGGGGAAGGGGGAAGAGGAAGAAGAGGAGGAGCAAGCUCGCUCCUUGAAAGCUGUUCUCCAGGCCGCGCAGGCCGAGGCUGCGGAGUGGCGGCUCGAUCGCGUGGUGAUGUGGAAUCCGUCGCCGUGGGUGCGGCGUGUGAUAACGCAGAGCGGACUGGAGCAUGCCGUGGUCGAGCGGGAGGAAGACGCCAUUGCCAGCGGUCUGUGGUACGAUGAAAACGGCGGAGCGGGACCGGCGCCGCUGUGGAUGAACAAUGAGCACUAUGCCUGGUGUUGA